Messenger RNA from Aaosphaeria arxii CBS 175.79, 1857 nucleotides. RefSeq lists its product as uncharacterized. The transcript has 2 exons. The record is from RefSeq and is a predicted model, not a curated record. Bases 211 to 1647 code for a protein of 478 amino acids. Lineage: Eukaryota; Fungi; Ascomycota; Dothideomycetes; Pleosporales.
UGCAGUCGUGCAUGCCAACCACGGAUCCGACUAUUCUUGUAACCAACACUUCGGAACCCCAGUGUGACAGGAGCGCGUCCAUCCGCAAACACAAUAUGUGAAGCAGCCUUUCACUUGAUUCUCCCGUUUUCUUCUUCCUUUCUGCGUUUCUACCUCUACGGAUAGACUAGCUCUCGAUCACUUGCAGCUACAUGAAGCAAAAACCAUCCCAUGUUUGAUCCGUUUCGAAAGCUUCGGCAUGCGGUCGUUCAUAAAUUGCCAUUAAGGCGUGCUGGCCCAAAGGUACAUCGAUCUCACACCCCCACUACCCAGGCCAUUCGCACUGCCAUUGAGAAACGAGCAAAUGUAGCAAUAGCUCCGGAAAACAAUGCGCAAUCUUCUUUUCAACAAAAGUCAUUGAACAGCUCCCGUCAGUCCUCUGUUGACAAUUUCCACCUUGGUUCAAAGGCCCCCGAGGAACAUCGACAUCCGCUAUGGGGUCGAAGUGUCGAACUCUCAGAUGCUCAAGAGGAGCUGCAAGAUAGUCGCGAAGAGUUGCUCGGUGCGCGAUUUUCUCUAAGAUCGCAAAGAACCAAGUUGACCCAAUUAAGGCAAGAGACUGGGGGAGCUGAAGGUGGACUUUUGAUGUUCGUUCGCCAAAACAUCCAAGGGGCAGAUUUGACAUCUUCAGACAAAUUGGACUCAUUAGUCGGAGAAUAUAGUCUCUUACGAGAUCGAUUGGGAAUUGCCGAGGUCAAUUACGAACAAGCUGAACAGAAGUACAACACCCUGGAAUGGAAUUACACACAAAAAGAAGAAAGAUUUCUUCGUUUGUUAAGGGAACAAGAUCAGGCGAUUGGGGACCUGGCGAGUCAUUCUAGAGGCGAAAUCGAGGAACUGACUCGCUUCAGCCAUGGCUCACUCGAACCAACGAAAACGCACCACGAAUUUCAGGACCAACAAACUGGCUCAACUUCUGUAUUUCGCACAGGUAUUCGUGAGUCAGAUCUUGACCGACUCGAUCCUGCUGCGAUACUCUCAACUCAAGUCGAUAGUAUAGAGAAUGUCCAUGAAUCAUCAUGGCUGAAAGCUCUAGCUAAAAUUAAUUCAUGGCUACUGCAAGGUAUCCUUUGCUCAACUCUUCAAGAGGCUCGCAUCAGAGAGCUCCUCUUGUAUAAAAAGCUCAAUGAUCCUGAUUGGCGCAAUCUGGUCGUGCAGCAUUGGGACCAAGACGAUUUGAACAAUCUCCGACCGUAUCAAUUGGAACUAGAGGAGUCUGAGGAGACAAUCAGGGACCAACAGAAAGACACAACAUUUAGCAAUACUCCGCAGAUUGUUUUCAAUUCGAAUUUGAGCUCUGCAAAUCAAGUUCACACCAAUCCCGAUUACGCAUUCACUUCGAGGAAAGAGCAACCAAACACUGAUGCACACUCGAGGAUUCCAUUUAUCUAUAAUGGGCAUAUUUCAUUUUCAUCGGAGCAAUCAUCACAGACAGGAUACAAAAACAGUUACCAAUGCGUAAACCAAGCCAUGCCAGAACCAGAAUCUCCAGAAGAGAACGAGCCCAGGACGACUUAUACUGAGAAUAUAUGUCGAACAGAUACUCCGCUCACUAGCUUGAAUCCAAGGAGCGAUUAUCCACAAGUCCAUGGUGUUUACUCGUGUUGAACAUGCUUGGACUGAACUGAAAUUUCAAGACUCUGCAUAAAAGAACGAACGAAGCAUAUUUUACAUCAUUAUUGCCCAUUUCAUUGUAGCGCGUUUCCUUUUCACCUCGUCAGAAUCUCUUCAAGUACUUCCUUUCGUUCUCUGUCCUUCCAAUCUUAGUUAUAUGUGUAUAUUAUUCCAUUACAGAAUGUAGCAUACUAAUUAUUAGGU